GCCGAUGCCCGUGCGCACAGCACGCUCACACGACUGCGCGUGCGCACCACGCGACCUGUCAACCAGUUCCGACUUCCUCGGAACACUGGCAUAUUGACUUUCAAAAAUGGAACGGAUGACUCUCGACCUCUUUGCUGUUGAUUUGACUUAACUUUUUUUUCUAUUCCAAUUUUAAAUUUAAAAGGGUGAAGUGACAUUUAUAUUUUGAGGUUCUAUUGCAGAGGUUUAUAUGUAUAAAUAUUUACACAGAGUGUUCUGAAUUCAGUGCUAAACAUUUCCUAAGGUCCGCUUGUUUUGUUCAGUGGUGCCAAGGGCGUGAAUUUUGACUGGUUUCAAGUGUGAACUGUAGGUAGUUGUGGACAGUACAGUUAGCUGAAAAUUGUGUGUUUCAUUUGUUACCUGACUUAUUUAUAUUGCUUGGAAUAUACUCCUGUUGCAUAAGGAUUACUCAUUCAUUACAACUCGGUGUGAAGUCCCGGUGAGUGCGCGGCCGUCGUGACGGCAAUGAUGACAAGGGACGCGUCGCGCGGGGACGCCGACCUGAGCGUGCCGAUAUAUCUGACGCACAACAUAAGCCAACAUGUUCACGAGGUUCGACCAGGGCAAAUCAACGAAAGGCGCGAGCAAGCUAAGACGCGACCUCAUCAACGCAGAGAUUGCCAACCUUCGGGACCUGCUGCCCCUCCCCCCCUCCACCCGGCAGAGGCUCUCGCAGCUGCAGCUCAUGGCUCUCGUCUGCGUCUAUGUGAGGAAGUCCAACUACUUCCAACAAGUUUUCAAACGCUUUGAAAUCAACCACCAACCAUCAACCACACUCAACUUCGGAUUUUCUAAGGCACUAAACGGGUUCCUAAUGAUGAUGACACAAAACGGCAAACUUCUUUACAUAUCGGAUAACGCAGCUGAAUAUUUGGGACAUUCUAUGGAGGACCUGCUAAUACACGGAGACAGCGUGUACGACGUGAUAGACAAGCAAGACCAGCAGGCUGUCAGGACGGAACUGUCUCGAGCACCCACUGAUGGAGAAGAUAGGGUGUUCUUAUGUCGCAUGAAUGUUGCGCGCAAUGCUAGAAGGCAGAUGCGGUUUGGGGAUCAGAAAGUAAUACUAGUCCGCGGCCACUACGUGUCGUACCUGCCGCUGUGCAGUCGCAACGAGCCAGUGUUCCUGGCGGUGUGCACGCCGCUGGCCAUGCCCGAGACGCGCGAGUGCGUCGUGCACGGCGCCACCAACGUCUUCACCACAGUGCACGCCAUGGACAUGAAGAUACUGCAUAUUGAUGCCAAUAGCGAGUGGCACCUGGGCUGGGAGCGAAGUUCACUGCACGGCGUGAGCUGGUACCACCUCCUGCAUCCCGACUGCUGCAAGGAGGCUCAGAGCAAACAUCGACUAAUAACACAAUCGGAACAAGAGCGGUCUUGCAUCGCGUUACUGAGGCUUCAGCGUCGCUCCGGCCAGUUCUUGUGGGUGCAUGCUGUGCUGCAGCUUAAGGAUAACCUGGAGAACUCGCAGCGACCUGUUAUAGUGUGCACUAACCAGGUGUUGAGUGAACAGGAAGCCUCGGUAAUGAAAGCCAACCCCUGGCUCUACCAUUACUAUGCAGUACAAUCCAAGCUACACUACGGCCUGGCUUACGAAGCAGCGACGAGGAUGUACGGCCCACCACCCCCAGACAUACAAGUGUACCCGCCAGCGAUGCAGUACACACCAACACCGCCCGUCUGCAUCAACGGCAACCAGCCUGUCAUGAUGCCCAACCCUGGCAUACAACCUCACAUACCACACGUCCCACCACACAUAGCACCCAUGCACUACGCCUACGAAAGAACAGACAACGGACCUGUGGAUUAUUCAGUCUCGCUGCAAGAAAAUAGAUACCACAAUUUACGGAUAGAGGAUACGAGGAUCCAGCCUAAUGCUAAGCGGAAAGGGAAAAGUAUAGAAGAGAAAUCAAAUACGCCAGUAAUAAAUAUGUCACCUCGUUGCACACCUUCUACUAUAACAUCGGGAGGCGAUACACUAAUAGCAGUAUCAGCAGGGUCAAUAGCCAGUAGAAGACCUGGGUCUAAAAACUUUAAUAUAACAGAAACAGAAAUGGUUGACCAAUGGAACCCAAGUCCCACGUGGUCAGAGUCAGCGCUGCAGAAAGUGCCUGACGUCUGUCACCAAGACCUUAGUCCUUACGUGACGACGACGCCUCCUACGCCGUCCGGCACACCUACAGCCUACACCCACAACUACAGUCAUACGUUCGUGUUCGACUGGUCACCAGAGCAAUAUGUUCCUCAUACUAACAAUAGAUGUAACACAAUAACCACAGAAAGUUCCUAUCAACAGACGUGGAAUAGGAGUCAAAGGACAACGUUCGCUAAUAGCGCAGAGAACUCGGUAGAUGAAAACUCCAAUCCUAAUAGAUUAAGUUUACCAAUGAGGGUCAGUAAUCCACCGCCAGCGUAUAAUGCAUCUAGGGAAGACGUACUUAGAAGGCAAAUUGAUCGACCACAUUCUGAUUCGCCGGAUGCCAAAAAGCCUGCGUUAUAACUGUAGCUUAUUUUCUUAUAAUGUCUUUGAAUAGUUAAAUAAUUUGUUACCCUGUAAUAAUAAAUUUUAUUAAAUAUAGAAAAAGCUCUGGAACUCUCCUGUGAUCUUUGUGUUUAAUUAUUUUUGUAUAAUGAUAGAUUUAUUUGUACAUAUUAUUGUCCGGUAUCAUGGAUUCUGUACAAAAUAAUGAUAUAGGUGCUAGAGCGUAAUUAUUAUUCACAUGCAAUGUGAUUUGUUUGUGUAUACGAAGUGUAUUAUUUUUGUAAAUAUUUAUAGUAGGCACGUGCAUUAGUCCGUGCUUUGGUAAAUCGAUGCCGUCCAUUUUCCUAGCUCCUUUUAUUCCCAGUGCUAUUCAUAAAUUAUGCGCAAACGCAAUAUUGCUUCUGGUACCGUUCAACGACGAGGUUGCAACUGCCUAUUGAAUAAAACAAUAGCGAAUCUGGUUUAUGCUCGUCGCUCUAAUUUCUCUUUCUCCCUUUAAAUAAAAAAAAAACUUUGUAAAAGCGACGCAAGACCUAGCAAUUUAUUAAAGCAAAAGUUUUUGUUCCCCUAAGGUUUGUUGCUUUGAAGGUCUGGUAUGCAGCCGUAUCAGACGGCAGUUUGUUUUAUUUUUAAUAAUAAUUUACUUCUGUCCAAAGCGAUCCUAUUCAAAACAAUAAAUUUUAUUGUGUCAAGUUUAUUUAUGGGUCAUUUUAAAUCGUACCGUACCGUAUGUUUUGAAACACGAACAGAAACCGCAAAUUUAAACUCUGAAUACCAUUAACUAAGUUGUUUUGGCCACUAAUAAUUCAAUGCUCUUUUCUCUUUACCGAGCAGUUUGUGCAAUUCCGUCCAGUAUUGGAAAUUGUAGAAAUAAGAAUAUUGUACAAAAUAGUAGUAAGUGUGUAAAAUAUAAAACAGGAACAACUAUUUGUAACAGGAGAAGUACAUAACUAGUAUUAAUUUAUGAUCACUAUUUUGUUGAUUGCGUUUUGCGAAGUAAAGAUUAUUAUGACCUUAA
This is a messenger RNA of Helicoverpa zea (corn earworm), 3539 nucleotides long. RefSeq names its product neuronal PAS domain-containing protein 4B (gene dysf). Lineage: Eukaryota; Metazoa; Arthropoda; Insecta; Lepidoptera; Noctuidae. The record is from RefSeq and is a predicted model, not a curated record. Bases 581 to 2539 code for a protein of 652 amino acids. Gene Ontology annotation, molecular function: protein dimerization activity; RNA polymerase II transcription regulatory region sequence-specific DNA binding; DNA-binding transcription factor activity, RNA polymerase II-specific. The transcript has 12 exons. Gene Ontology annotation, biological process: regulation of transcription by RNA polymerase II.